AUGAAGUCGACCACCUUGCUCACGGCAUCCGUGCUGUUGGGCUAUGCCUCUGCCGAGGUUCAUAAGCUGAAGCUUAACAAGGUUCCCUUGGAGGAGCAGCUUCUCACGCAUAACAUGGACGCCCAUGUCCGCGCUUUGGGCCAGAAGUACAUGGGUAUCCGCCCAUCCAUCCAUCAGGAACUCGUUGAACAGAACCCCAUCAAUGAUAUGAGCCGUCACGACGUCUUGGUGGACAACUUCAUGAAUGCACAAUACUUCUCCGAGAUCGAACUGGGUACUCCCCCCCAGACUUUCAAGGUCGUCUUGGACACUGGCAGCUCGAAUCUGUGGGUCCCAUCCAGUGAAUGUGGCUCUAUCGCCUGCUACCUCCAUAAUAAGUACGACUCGUCUGCCUCGAGUUCGUACCAUAAGAACGGCAGCGAGUUCGCUAUCAAAUACGGCUCUGGUAGCCUGAGCGGAUUCAUCUCCCAGGACACCCUCAAGAUUGGUGACUUGAAGAUCAAGGGGCAGGACUUCGCUGAGGCGACCAACGAACCUGGUCUCGCCUUCGCUUUCGGCCGAUUCGAUGGCAUCCUCGGAUUGGGCUAUGAUACCAUCUCCGUGAACAAGAUUGUCCCUCCCUUCUACAACAUGAUUGACCAGGAGCUCCUUGAUGAGCCGGUCUUUGCUUUUUACCUCGGGGACGCCAACACCGAAGGUGACAGCUCCGUGGCUACCUUCGGUGGUAUUGAUAAGGACCACUACACUGGCGAGCUGAUCAAGAUCCCCCUCCGCCGCAAGGCUUACUGGGAGGUUGACCUUGAUGCCAUCGCUCUUGGUGACGAUGUUGCUGAGCUCGAGCACACCGGUGUCAUUCUGGACACUGGCACUUCCCUGAUUGCCCUGCCCGCUGACCUUGCGGAGAUGAUCAAUGCCCAGAUCGGUGCCAAGAAGGGCUGGACUGGCCAGUACACCCUCGACUGCGCGAAGCGCUCGUCCCUGCCCGACGUUACCUUCACCCUUAGCGGCCACAACUUCUCGAUUUCUGCAUUCGACUACACCCUGGAGACCCAGGGCUCCUGCAUCAGUGCCUUCAUGGGCAUGGACUUCCCCGAGCCCGUGGGCCCCUUGGCCAUUCUGGGCGAUUCGUUCCUGCGCAAGUGGUACAGCGUGUAUGACCUCGGCAACAGCGCCGUUGGUCUUGCCAAGGCCAAGUAAAGGUGAUCUGGCACAUAUGACCCUUCCUCAGCGUGAUGAUUUUAUUUGUAGCUGGAGAUUUCGGAGCCGGGCUGGCUUGAUCUAUUUUUUGCAGACGCACAAGGACGUAAUUUUGCGGAUGGUUCCCUCAUGUUUCCAGCGGUUGCCGGAUAAGCUCUAGGGAUCUCCAAUGGAAUGCCGGUGAUAUGGGUUUAUUUACG
Messenger RNA from Aspergillus sclerotioniger CBS 115572, 1397 nucleotides. Its product is annotated as pepsin-like aspartic protease. Lineage: Eukaryota; Fungi; Ascomycota; Eurotiomycetes; Eurotiales; Aspergillaceae. Gene Ontology annotation, biological process: proteolysis. Gene Ontology annotation, cellular component: fungal-type vacuole. Gene Ontology annotation, molecular function: aspartic-type endopeptidase activity. The record is from RefSeq and is a predicted model, not a curated record. Bases 1 to 1197 code for a protein of 398 amino acids. The transcript has 4 exons.